Molecule: messenger RNA, 2039 nt
Organism: Glycine soja
Lineage: Eukaryota; Viridiplantae; Streptophyta; Magnoliopsida; Fabales; Fabaceae
Product: deoxynucleoside triphosphate triphosphohydrolase SAMHD1 homolog
Exons: 21
Coding region: 181-1710 (509 amino acids)
Biological process (GO): dGTP catabolic process
Cellular component (GO): nucleus
Molecular function (GO): dGTPase activity
Source: RefSeq, a predicted model, not a curated record
AUAGAGGAGAACACAAUGCUUCACAAGUUUUUUGCAUAGAUAAAAAUAGAGGAGGUGCCAAAAUUGUGCAUUGUAGCUGAAUGAGCAAGUAGUGGAAAAGCUAAAAAGCACAUUCUGAGUUGAGAGUUGAGAAGAACCUGAAGCGUGUAUGUGUAUUGUUGAUAGCAGAGAAAGAAAGAUAUGGGUGCAUAUUGCAACGGCAACGUUUCGUUGUCACCAUCCUACGACGUCGCUUCAGCCGAAGAUCCCAGGUUCUGCAAGCACGUUCACGACAACGUCCAUGGCAAUAUUUAUCUCGAUUCCCUUAGUUUGAAGUUCAUUGACACUGAGCAGUUUCAGAGGCUUCGCGAGUUGAAACAACUAGUUGCAGGUGCAGUUUUGUUGCCAUCCUUGACACUACGGGACAUUAUAGGCAAAUGUGGUUCAUGUGGCUGCAAAUGUGGUUCAUGUGGCUGCAAUUGCGGUUGUGGUUUUACAAACAUGGUUUAUCCAGGUGCUGUGCAUUCCAGAUUUGAGCAUUCUCUUGGCGUGUAUUGGCUUGCCAGUCAAUGUGUGGAAAAGCUUAAAACUUAUCAAGGCUUGGAGCUUGGUAUUGAUAGAUUUGAUAUUCAAACAGUGAAACUUGCAGGACUUCUGCAUGAUGUGGGACAUGGCCCGUUCAGUCACUUGUUUGAACGCGAGUUUCUUCCCCAAGUUAUUAGUGGUUCUGAUUGGUCACAUGAACAAAUGUCAGUCGAUAUGGUUGAUUAUAUUGUUGAUGAACACCAUAUUGAUGUUUACCCCCAAAUGAUAAGAAGAGUCAAGGAGAUGAUACUGGCAAGCUCUGAAUAUGCUCCUUCAAUGAGCUCAAGUGAGAAAAGUUUCUUGUAUGAUAUUGUUGCAAAUGGCCGAAAUGGAAUUGAUGUUGACAAGUUUGAUUAUCUUCUUCGUGACUGUCGAGCUUGUGGUCUAGGAUGCAACUUUGAAUUUCAAAGGUUAUUGGAGACAAUGCGGGUUUUGGAUGACGAGAUUUGUUAUCGUGCUAAGGACUACCUUACCAUCCACAAAAUGUUUGCCACUCGUGCUGAUCUUUAUAGAACAGUUUAUACACAUCCAAAAGUGAAGGCAAUAGAGCUUAUGGUGGUUGAUGCACUUGUUCACGCUAAUAGUUAUUUGGGGAUUUCGUCUAAUAUACAUGAUCCUUCUGAGUACUGGAAGCUGGAUGACACAAUAAUUAAAACUAUUGAGACAACUCCAAAUCAAGAACUAAAGGAGGCCAGGGAGUUGAUCCUGCGCAUUCGAAGGAGGAAUCUGUAUCAGUUUUGUAAUGAGUAUCCCGUACCAAAGGAUAUGCUGGACAAUUAUAAGAAGGUCACUGCUCAAGAUAUUGUUUGUUCUCAGAAGAGUGGUGGAGUUACACUGAAAGAGGAGGAUGUAGCUGUUUGUAAUGUCAAAAUUGAUUUGACUCGUGGAAAGCAUAAUCCUCUGGAAAGCAUCCACUUUUUCAAGGAUUAUGAAAGUGAUGAGAAAUUUACAAUACCUGAUGACCGUGUAAGCCACUUACUACCUACAUCUUACCAAGAUAUGAUAGUUAAGGUGUAUGCCAAAAAGCCAGAACUGGUGGAGGCAAUUUCAGAGGCUUUUGAAAAUUUUCAGUUGAAAACUUAUGGGAUCAAAACACAGGCACAUUCAACACCACAGAAGAAGCGUCGAUACAAUUCAUUUAUAUAAGGCUCAUUCAACACCCUUCUUUUCCUUCUUUGUCCCACCCUUUUUUGGUAUACUUACAUUUUCCACAGUUGAAAUGUAGUAUAAGUCAACAGAAACCAAUGCUACUCGCUAAAGGUUGUAUUUGAGUUACCAUACCAAAGAAUCAAUUACAUGUAUAGCAAUGUUAAGUGUAACAGCUUCAUUUAGCUGUAAUUAGCAGUGAGAGCAAUCAUUUUUUGUCACUGCUAGUUGGCAGUUUCAACUUGCAAAUGUUUACCAAAUAUCUUGUUCAAAUUGUACCAGUUUCAUGGAUGAGAAUGCAUCUCCAGUGUACCCUUCUAUACUACUAA